AUGGCAACGGAGGAGCAGCGGUUGAUGGAUCUGGCGCGGACGGUGCCGGCGAUCCUCCUGCUCGUCGGCACCUCGGGGAAGGCCGUCGCGAACAUCAAGUGCGCCCGCGAGCUGUUCGCCGGGAAGAAGUGGGGCUUCGAUGACUCCGACGACCCCGAGUCUCCGCCCUCCAACACCGACCGAGGCGGAAACGGCAGCGUCGGCGGCGAACCCGUGGAGACGACCACCACCGGAGGCGGCGAUCACAGCGGCAGCGGCGUACCCUCGAAGUCGAAGACCACCGGCGGCAGCCAGGCCCAGGCGAGCCUCCUACGUGGGGUCUCCGUGGACAGCGGCGGCUACUGGGCCGACGUCCUCGCCAGCGCGCUGGCCCCCGGAGAGGGCCACCUCCCCGUCGCCUACCGUGAGAUCACGCGCCUCGUCUCGCUCCACGCCGAGGCCGGCCACGUCUUCGUCAACUGCGCCGCGCGCCUCGGCCUCCAUCCCGACGACGACGACGACGACGGAAACGGCGCGCGCAUCGGCCUCCAGCCCGACCGCGCCGCGCGUUGGAAGCGGUGGAUGGACCUCCGGGAGGCGGCCGUCUGCCACGCCCACGACGCGCUUCUGGCGCUGAGCUCCGCCGCGGCGGCCGCCACGGCGGCCGAGGACUUCCUCCGGUGGCGGUCCAACGAGUCCCCGCGCCGGGAAGGGUGGCGUUCGGCGGCGCGGCAGCUCGUGAAAGACGCCAGGCGCAGCCUCGGCGAGGCCACGGACGCGGCGAGGCUGAUGCGCGACGCCGUGCUCUGCGAGUUCUUCGUCACCUGGGUGAUUCUGACACGCGCUUAAACUGAAGGCGCAUUGCUAAUGGCGGCGCUUUUGCUUCUUUACUCCAAUUUCAUUCGAUUUUGUGUGUGUGUGUAUAUAUGAAUAUGUGGUUCAUUGCUGGAACAAAUGCAAAUGGGAAUGGCCUGAUCCAUGUGGAACUGUGCCUUAGCUGUUCUAGUCUCCUAGCAAUGGUAAAAGUAACAACAGAGUGCCUGAACUGAAGACAUGCAUGAUCCAUCAUCAAAUUAUAAACAUCAUGCAUUCUGUAGUUUUGCUUGGAAAUUGCACAA
This is a messenger RNA of Sorghum bicolor (sorghum), 1097 nucleotides long. RefSeq lists its product as uncharacterized. Bases 1 to 828 code for a protein of 275 amino acids. The record is from RefSeq and is a predicted model, not a curated record. Lineage: Eukaryota; Viridiplantae; Streptophyta; Magnoliopsida; Poales; Poaceae. The transcript has a single exon.